This is a messenger RNA of Fusarium sp. VM40, 1641 nucleotides long. NCBI's taxonomy places the organism in Eukaryota, Fungi, Ascomycota, Sordariomycetes, Hypocreales, Nectriaceae. The record is from the annotation of a GenBank genome assembly.
AUGGCUGAGCGACGAACUUCUCUCGAUAUGAAGGCCGGUAUUGAUGCGAUUGAGGACGUCAUCAAGAAUCCUCAUCACGAGUCCCAUGAUGCGUCUGGUACUGUCAACUUGUAUCAGGAUGGGACUGUGGUCUUAGUCCCUACGCCCAGUCCUGACCCCAAAGAUCCCCUCAAUCUUCCCGUCUGGCGUAAAUACACCAUCAUCCUGCUUGUAGGCUUCUACUCCGGAAUUUCAGUCCUUGGUACCUCCGGUCUUGGCUCUGUAGCUCCAGAGCUAUACCAGCUGUAUCACAAUGACGACCCCAAGCGCAUCAGCGACCUUCUGACCUAUCCCACCCUCUUCAUGGGCAUCGGCAAUCUCUUAUCCAUGCCAUUGGCCAACGCCGUCGGUCGAAGACCUAUUUUUCUCUUCUCUCUUUUACUCCUUGUCGUGUCUGGUAUCUGGUGUGCCUGUUCAACUUCACUCUCGAGCCAUAUCGCCGGCCGCAACAUCUUCAGCCUUGCUGCUGGCCAAAGUGAAGCUCUGGCUCCUCUUAUCGUACAAGAGAUUCACUUUCUUCAUCAGCAUGGCGUGAAGCUAUCGUACUUUGUUGGAGUGCAGAAUACACUUACUGCUGCUCUGUUCACCGCAACCACAUACAUCGUCCCGUCUAUCGGGCUUCCUUGGUGGUAUGGCAUCAUGACCAUCAUUAAUGGAUGCACCAUGAUCCUAUCAUUCUUCUUCUUAACCGAGACUCGCUUCGAGCGUCCUGAAGAUGCUACUGAGGGCGCAGUCCAUCUUAGACUGGACAAGAAUGGCAACGUCGCCAGUGAAGGAACAAAUGAGGUCCUAUUUCAAGUCACCACCCGCCAAGGUGUCGUACUCCAGCCAGAGAAGUUUGGAGAGAGAACCUGGAAAGACGACCUUCGAAUUUUCCACGGAAAAGCCGACUGGAAGAGCUUGGUAUCAUUUUACAAAGACGUCGGCCUGUCUCUUAUUCUUCCACCCAUUUUCUGGAUCUUUAUUCUCAACGGCGCAUUUCUCGGUCUCUACAUCUACCAAGCCUCGACAUUUGCUGUCAUUCUGGUACAGCCGCCAUAUAGCUUCAGUCCCGAGCUUCUUGGAUACGUGCAGUUAGUACAGAUUGUGGACUGUCUCAUUGCUGUGCCAAUUCUCGGUUACGGUUCCGAUGUCAUCUGCAGGUUUAUGAGUCGGCGACGAAAUGGAGUUUUCGAGCCUGAGUACCGACUCAUCGUUCUGGUCAUCCCAGCUGCAGCAGCCAUCAUAUCAGCCAUCUUCUACGGCCGCGCAGCUGCUUCCCCCAACGAUUAUCACUGGAUGGCCAUUGUCGCUCCUUACCAUCUCGGUUUCUUUGCCUUCCUCGGUGCAAACCUGGUGGGUAUCACAUUCGUCAUGGAUAGCUACCCCAACAAAUCCGGACCUCUUCUUCUUGUUGUCUGCGCUGGUCGAGGGUUUGUCUCUUUUGGUUUGAGCUAUGCGACGGUGCCAUCAAUCGAGUCUCUUGGCUAUGAUGGUGCUAUGAACAUUCUUGCCAUUAUUUGUGGUGUCUUGAGUGGAUUUGGAAUUGUCGUUUACUUCAUCGGAAAGCGAGUUCGUGAGUGGGCGCGCCGACGCAUCUGGCCUAAGCAUCAUGAGGAGUAG